CGAUCGCUCGAGUUGGUUCGCACGUUGAAUGGCGACACGGAGGGGCUAUCGUUAACAGCUCCCACUUCAGAUUCCAUUUAAAGUUUAAACGGAAUGUGCAGAGCGUCUGAGUGCCGGAUUAGGAUAUGCCGUACUAGAAUCUGAGAAGCGGAGCUCCGGAACGGAAUUGUGGGAACGGAGCAGUCGCUCGGCCCUCUCGCGUCGCUUGCAUCUUAACAGAGCGUGCGAGCGAGAGUGCUCGCGUCUCGACGACGCGUUAAUUAUGUGAGUACGCGGUGUCUAAACGUCUUUCCAAGUGGCGAAGAGAUAGAUUUUGACGUGUCAUGUUUCAUCACGAGUACGAAAAACGGCUGGUGAAGCUGGCGACCACGGUCGGCGAUGGCUCGAUGGCGACGGGUACAACCGUGUUAUCCAACGUGGUUGCUACUUACUCGCCCAUUUACUUCUCACCCACAAAGACAUCGGCCUGCAACAACAGUUACGAUCGUUUCAUACCCACUCGCUCGGGAAACAAUUGGCAGACGACGUACUCGAUGAUCAGCGAGAACAUCCGCAAUGGCCUGGUGGCGAAGAAAACACGGGAAAACGGCGAAGGUAGUCGCGAUGGUAUCGCGUACUCCUGCUUGCUGAAGAACGAAUUGCUCGGGGCGAGCAUAGAGGACAUUAAAGGCCAAUGUGAGGAGCGCAGGGUGCUCUCACCGUUAGUCACUAAGAAUCUUUUCAAAUAUACUACACCCACCAAGGAUCGUACUUUAUUGGAUCAAAGCUCACCUUACUCCUUAUCGCCGCUCAGUGCCAAAAGUCAGAAGCUAUUAAGGUCACCCAGAAAGGCGACUAGGAAGAUCUCAAGAAUACCUUUCAAAGUGCUGGACGCUCCGGAGCUGCAGGACGACUUCUACUUGAAUCUGGUCGACUGGUCCUCCCAGAAUGUUCUCAGUGUGGGCUUAGGAAGCUGCGUCUAUCUAUGGUCAGCAUGCACCAGUCAGGUGACGAGACUAUGUGAUCUGUCCAGUGAUGGUAACAGUGUCACCUCUGUGGCCUGGAACGAGCGAGGCAAUUUGGUAGCAGUAGGCACACACUUGGGCUAUAUACAAGUAUGGGACGUAGCGGUGAACAAGCAGGUUAGCAAGUUGCAGGGUCACAGUGCGCGUGUGGGAGCUCUAGCAUGGAAUGGAGAAGUUCUCUCGUCUGGCAGCAGGGACCGGUUGAUAUUGCAGAGGGACGUUAGGACACCAUGUGUGGUCGGCGAGCGGCGUCUCGGAGCUCAUCGACAGGAAGUGUGUGGCCUUAAAUGGUCACCGGACAAUCAGUACUUGGCUUCCGGCGGCAACGACAACAGGCUCUACGUGUGGAACCUGCAUUCUCUCUCGCCUAUUCAGACGUACACCGAGCAUCUGGCAGCAGUCAAGGCGAUCGCCUGGUCUCCCCAUCAUCACGGCCUGCUGGCGUCCGGCGGCGGUACCGCCGAUCGCUGCAUCCGCUUCUGGAAUACACUGACCGGCCAGCCGAUGCAAUGCGUCGACACCGGCUCGCAAGUCUGCAAUCUGGCGUGGAGUAAGCACAGCUCCGAAUUAGUCAGCACGCACGGUUACUCGCAGAACCAGAUCCUCGUGUGGAAGUACCCAAGCCUCACGCAGGUGGCCAAGCUCACCGGUCAUUCCUACAGAGUGCUCUACUUAGCGAUGUCGCCGGAUGGCGAAGCGAUCGUGACCGGCGCGGGCGACGAAACUCUGCGCUUCUGGAACGUUUUCAGCAAGGCGCGCAGCCAGAAAGAGAACAAGUCCGUAUUGAAUCUAUUCACCAGCAUCCGGUAAACGGUGAUUGGUCAGAGCACCAUAGAUCGACGUCAUCUUUUACUAUGCUUUUUUGUACAUAUGCAUACACGCAUACGCGCAUUCAUCGUCACAAUUAAUAUCGUAGUGUUCUAAAAGAAUUCUUAUAUACAUAUAUAUAUAUAUAUAUAUAUAUAUAUAUAUACAUAGGAACGCGUAUGUAUAAUUAUGCUAGAAAUACUGCGAGGAUACUUAGAGAGAGAUAGUAUAGAGAUAAAAACUAUGUGGAGUUUUUUAACGCGUAGAUUUCGCGGAUUUUUCGCACAACUUGCAAUAUACAUUUAAUUAUUUCUGUGCAAUACUCGUCCACUCUCCGGUAAGAUAUCUUGAGGGGAAAAACAAAAUUACCCAUCCCGGAGGCUAUCGCAAGACGCUCUAUAUAUUUUUUAAGCACUUUAUACACUUAUUUUUAUACUGUCGCUACGUGUAGAAUCUUGAAUAUUUAUACAAGGUGUCCCGGAAACCAUAAUCUUAACUUGAGGAUAAAUCUGAUGUUAACUUCUUGAAAAAAACCACACACACACACACUUUACACUUUGGUUUAUAUAAUUAAAUCACACAUAAAGUUUUUUGUUUCCUCUUUUCAUCAUUAUUUUACUCAAAUAAAUUCAAUUUUUUAAAUAAUGAAACAGUUCUACUCUCAAAGUUUUUCUCUAAAAUCGAUUUCAGACUUUUUCAACAAAAUAUGUAAUUGAAAUUAAAUCGUUCAAGGACAUCCUGUAUAAUCCGUUUUCAUAUUCUAUCGUAUGCGAUUAUAUUAUAUAUAUAUACUAUACUUUGCUACACAUCUUCAAUUGAGAAUUCACAAUGAUCAUUUUAGAAUUUUGCAAAAUCUCGUAAUCGCAGUUUCUUUCAAAGGCGUAUGUAAUUUUUUUAAUUUCUCUGUGUUCAGACAUUUGCAAGCUGAUUAAUCUGAAAGAGAAAAAAAGGGAAUUUAUACAAGUCUUAGCAAGACUGCGCUUCUCUAUUAUUUGAAAUCCCGAUGUACUUUAUUAGUCACUGUUAAAAAAAUCUGUUGUUUGUGGAUAUCAUAAGCUUUUUGUUAUAUUCUUUUAUGAUCAAUAAUUUAUAGUUAAAUUUGCGCGGCAAAUUGUACAAAUUUAAGUUGAAAUGUGACUUACAAAGAAUCUAUGCUAAUUUAUAACAAAAUCUAUUGCUAAUUUAUAACAAAAAAGAUUUAUAUAUAUACAUAUAUGUAUAUAUAAUAUAUCAUAUAUAUUUUGCGUAUUUUUACUGCUUCUGUUUUCUUCUUGAAAAGAAGCAAGAGAAAUUGUAAAUCGACGACAGCAAUUGUAGGAUCGAGAAAAUGCACAUAUAGUUCGCAAAUUUAUAUACAUGCGUAAUCUAUUUUUUGCGACAUCGUAAAUCGUGAGUGAACAUGUGUAAUAAGCAAAAAAAAGGAAAGACUAAAUAAAGUUAUAUUGAAAUUAGAAUAUGUAAAUUUCAAAGAGGCGACCAUUUGUGAAUCGUCAUCUACUGAAUGUAAAUGAUCGGCAAUUAUUAUAUCACAUUAUAUAUUAUGCUAGAAUAUGAUGUAUAAAAUAUUUUUAUACAGUCGGCUAUUAUCGUUGGAUGAAGUGCAUAUAUGCCCGUGACACUUUGCUCGAGUCAUGCGUAGCGAUUAACCAGGAAGACGCACCGGAAGGAAAAAGGAAAUGUAAAUCGCAACACGCUACAUUCUUCUAUGUGCACUGCAUUCUAUAUGCGCUAGGAUACUCUUCGUGCUUCUUAUAAUAAGCUAACUGCAAAUAACAAUGUGCUUUUUCGCAGUUUUAUGCAAGCGAUAAUUUGUGGCACAUAACCGAGAUGAAAAAACUGUUUCGUUUUUUAUAAUAAGAGAAAAUAUACAUAUACAUAACGCAAACUAUACAUCAGUUCUAUUAGAUGUAACAAUCUCGUAAAAGAAAAUAUUGUAAGAAUAGAAUUAUAUGUAGAACAUUGAUAAAAUUAUUAAAUUGUAAAUUAUGAAUCGUUAUCUAAAAUGUACCUGUGUGAAUACAAAUGAAGGAUGAAAAGUAUAUUGCAAAUGGCAAAAUCAACAAUACUAAUGUAUGCGAGUUAAAAUCUAGUCAAAUCUUUUUCAAAUUCAGUACGAAGCUGUCGAUAAUAUUUUCUUAAAUUAAUUGUUUCUAAAUAUUUCCCUUUUAUACAAUGCGUAUGAUUUAUUUCUCUAUAUAGAUAUUGUACUUUUUAUUCUUCCAAAAUCAUACUUUUAAAUAUCAAAGUAAAAUAAACUUUCACAAGAGUAGCAGUACUUUAUCUAUUAUACCAAUUAAUAUUUAUUUAUUAUAUUUUCUAUCGUGUUAUCUAAUAGAACUGAAUAGAAACUGUUUGCGGUAUGAACACAUGAAUUAUUUAAAUAUUUGAUAAAGACAGUAUACCUUGUGUUUCUUUAUAAAAUGUGUGAACUCUAGUGUGCAUUGGAUUUGCGACCAUGCAUCAACAUGGAAGCUUAUUAAAUCUUUGAUGUAUUAAUGUAGAUACAAUGGUAUCUAUUGUCAUGCAUGCAUCAAGAUUUAAUAAAUGUUGAAGCUAGAUACUUCUAAUUUAUCCAAUGUCAUAAAAUCGGUUUCCGAUUUACGAUAUUCAUUCGCUGCGUGCAAUGUUUUCAUAGAAAACAUUAUAUUACUUCUCAUUAUAUAUUAUUUUUGCCAAUUGCCGAUAUAAUCGUAUGCAAUUAUGCUGAUUCUGAUAGAAAUAUUUCGGUUAGGUACAUAUAAUGUAAGAUUAAUAAAUCAGUUCUGUAUCUAUUAUUAAUUUGAUGAGAAUUACAAGAAAAUUCUGUCAUAUACACAUGCACACGCAUAUAUAUUAGAUCACAUAUAUAUGUCCCCUAAUUCGUGAAUCAAAACAUUAUAGCAGGAAAGCUCUUAAAACACUAAAUUAAAAAGGUCUGCAAUUUUUCAAUCCAAGCAAUAGUUUUUGAUAAUUUGUUAAUGCUGUCGUGUAUGCUACUUGCUAUUUACGGAAAAAACUACUGCUUUCACGGAUAAAGCUACUGCUUUAUCAUAGAACCUGAUUAGUCAAUUUUAAACUCUUGUAUUUCAAAACUAUUGCUUGAAUUAAGACUUUUUUGAUUUCGUUUUUUUUAGUUUGAUUUAAUUCUUUGAGAACUUUCCUUCUAUAUUUUGAUUCGUGAAUUGCGGGACACCCAUAUAUAUGUGUGUGUGUGUGUGUGUGUGUGUGUGUGUGUGUGUGUGUGUGUGUGUGUGUGUAUGCAUAUGUAUGCAUUAUAUUAGUACAAUUAGAGUUUAUUUCUUUUCGGAACGAUAUAAAAUAGUGAAAAAUUAUGUAUUAAUAUAUAUACAAAAGAUAAUUAUACUUUCGAAAAUUGUGAAACUAUUGUAACUGCCUGCAAGUCAGAUGAAUAAAUAUUAAAAUAAAAUA
Messenger RNA from Linepithema humile (Argentine ant), 5219 nucleotides. It is a transcript of the gene fzr, whose product is annotated as fizzy-related. Gene Ontology annotation, molecular function: anaphase-promoting complex binding; ubiquitin ligase activator activity; protein binding. Gene Ontology annotation, biological process: positive regulation of anaphase-promoting complex-dependent catabolic process; anaphase-promoting complex-dependent catabolic process; positive regulation of ubiquitin protein ligase activity. Gene Ontology annotation, cellular component: anaphase-promoting complex. The record is from RefSeq and is a predicted model, not a curated record. Lineage: Eukaryota; Metazoa; Arthropoda; Insecta; Hymenoptera; Formicidae.